Messenger RNA from Lasiosphaeria miniovina, 1998 nucleotides. Its product is annotated as ferric reductase like transmembrane component-domain-containing protein. Gene Ontology annotation, molecular function: ferric-chelate reductase activity. Bases 1 to 1998 code for a protein of 665 amino acids. The record is from RefSeq and is a predicted model, not a curated record. The transcript has 2 exons. Lineage: Eukaryota; Fungi; Ascomycota; Sordariomycetes; Sordariales; Lasiosphaeriaceae. Gene Ontology annotation, biological process: copper ion import; intracellular iron ion homeostasis; iron ion transport. Gene Ontology annotation, cellular component: plasma membrane.
AUGAUCCAGGACUACACGGACACUGCGGCGCAGCUCGAGCCGCACUUUGGCUACGCCGACCGCAUCCUGCCCUGCAAGAGCGACAGCGGGUCGUGCGCCUACCUCGACGUCAUCUACGGAUCGCACGACCGCGGCAUCUUCUACACGGGCAUAUUGUGGGGGACCAUCGUUGGCAUCCUGGCAGCAUGGGGCCUGGGCCGGCGCAUUGUCAGUUUCCGCCGGCGGACUCGGCCAGGCGCUGACGGCGGCCGCAACAACGACGGGCCCGACCCCGAGCAGCAGCAGCAGAGGCAGCGACGGGGUGCCGGUCAGGGGGAGAGAAUGCGCCGCGCCAUCGCCGCCACCUCGCGCCGCUACCUCCUCCCCAACACCCCGCUGCGCGCCGUGUUCGGCCACACGACGCGGCUGCAGGUCAUUAUGCUGGGCGUGCUGGCGGGAUACCUCGCCGUGUGGUCGUUCGCGGGCAUGGUGGCUUUUGGGACGUGGCGGACGCCGGUAAAGGGGCAACAGCAGGCCGGCGGCGACGGGGUAAUCAUCACCAACACACGGACUAGCCUGGGGCCGUGGGCGAACCGCGUGGGCGUGCUCGCGUACUCGCUGACGCCGCUGUCGGUGCUGCUCGCCAGCCGCGAGUCGGCGCUGUCUCUGGCCACGGGGCUGCCCUACACGUCGUUUGUGUUCCUGCACCGCUGGGUCGGCCACAUUGUGCUGCUGCAGUCGGUGCUGCACACGGCCGGCUGGAUCAUCGUCGAGGCCCGCCUGUAUCGCCCGCAGCCGACCGUAUGGCAAGCCUUUGUUGCGCAUGGAUACGUAGCCUGGGGGUUCGCGGCGCUGGCGCUGCUGGUGCUGCUGUGGGCGCUCGCGCUGGGCUGGACGGUGCGCCGCGUGACGGGCUACGAGGUGUUCCGCAAGGCGCACUACGUGCUUGCCAUGCUGUACAUUGGCGCGCUAGUGCCACAUUGGGUAAAGCUCAAGUGCUUCCUUGUGCCGGCGAUGGCAUUGUGGGCCGCGGACCGGCUCGUGCGACUCGUGCGGACGGCUGCGCUACACUGCGGGUGGCCCGAGUUCGCGAAAGGUUCCGGACCGAAGUGGUUGAACUUCGAGCCUGCGACGGCGUUGGCGGGCAUUUGGAGAGACGACCAACACGGUGAUAUUGUCAGGCUGAAAUUCCAUCUCCCGCAGAGCCAUGCGGCCCGUGGAAGGUGGAGGGUUGGCCAGCACUUCUUCCUAUGCUUCGCCGAGGGCCGUAUCUGGCAGAGCCAUCCAUUCACGCCUCUAUCACUCCCCAUGCUCGAAGAGUCGGGGCUGUGUCAUGAGUACGUCUUCCGUGCCAAGAAGGGCGAGACAGGCAGGAUAGCCAGGCUCGUGGCGGCGCAAGGAUCGUCUGGACCUGGCCCUGUCACUAUGCCUGUCAUCGUGCAGGGCCCAUACGGAAUAGGCAUCGCCGAUGGCCUCAGAAGCCAGCUUCACGUCAACGUCCUCUGCAUCGCUGGCGGCACAGGCAUAGCGUACGUGCUCCCCGUGCUGCUGGAUCUGGUGCGAGACGAGGGGCCUGGCUUGGCCGAGUCUCAUCGACACAUAUCACUCAUCUGGGCAAUAAAGCGAGCACGCGAUGUCGAGUGGGUUCCUUCCCAGUUGCAACAGCUGCAUGCUAGGGGAGUAAACAUUCGAUUGUUUGUGACCGACGAUGACGAGCCGUCCGUGCCGAGGCCUGCUCUGCUCGACGAAAAGGGGGCAGAAGUCAUGUCAACACAGGGUCACAAGGCUCCGCCAGUCGCGAGUGGGCCUGGCAUCGUGCAGAGGCCAGACUUGGAGUCCGAAGUCGACCAGUUCGUCAGCGGGACUGAAUUUGGACCAACCAAAGUCUUUGGCAGCGGGCCGCCGGGCAUGAUCUCAGACCUGCGGGCCGCCGUCGCAAAGGCUAACUCGGGGCCAAAGGUGUGGAAGGGCGAGGACCGGUUUGAUAUUAAGCUCACCUGCGACGACCGCUUGGAAUAA